This is a messenger RNA of Bactrocera oleae (olive fruit fly), 1314 nucleotides long. It is a transcript of the gene Jhbp4, whose product is annotated as Juvenile hormone binding protein 4. The record is from RefSeq and is a predicted model, not a curated record. Lineage: Eukaryota; Metazoa; Arthropoda; Insecta; Diptera; Tephritidae.
CACUAGGCAAGUGGAAAGUUAAAAAUAAAAAAAACGAAUAUUUAUCCACAUUUUGGACAAGUAAUUUUUGUUUGCCGCGGCGAAGACUUGUACUGAAGUGUCCAACAUAGCAGCGCCUCAUUUCAGUGCGAAACGUCGGACUUAACGGUUAUGGGCGGGUUCGAAUAGACAAACGCAAUCGUAUAACUACUCUUUAAGGCGCAUACCUUGGCAGUGAAGGCGAAAAGUACAUAUUCUGUUAAAAAUAACGUUGCACAAGAAUAUUAAAAAAGUUUAAGUUAAAGUGCUGGCAGUGUAGUAUACAAAACCGUUAAGAUAAAAUGCCACAGCAAAGCGUUAAUUGGAAAAUUCAAUACAGUUUAAGCAUCUUCAGCGCUUUCUGUCUAGCGCAGACAGCUGCCACUUACACACGCGAAAUUAUAAAUAAUGCGCCGCAGUUGCAAGAACGACCAAAUUGGCUACACACCUGUAAACGCGCAAAUCCCAACGAAGACAAAUGCUUUCGACGACUAUUUGAGGGUUGUUUUCCCGCUUUUGCGGCUGGCAUACCGGAAAUCGGUAUAAAGAGUUUUGAACCACUGCACAUAGACCAGGUAUCGGUAUCAAAGGGUAGCGGCAACUUAGUUCUUUCGGGUGGCUUUCAAAAUCUUAUCGUUCGUGGGCCCUCAAAUGCAACCGUACGGCGCGCGAAUCUGGACCUUGACAAGAAACUAUUAAAUUUUGAGCUCGACAUACCGUUACUGCGCAUACGCGCCAAAUACAACUUGAAGGGUAAUAUAUUACUUUUACCGCUGGUUGGUAGCGGCGAUGUGCGUAUGGCUUUGAAAGAUGUUAAAACCGCUGUUUACACUAAAAUACAUUUAAGCAAUGAACCGCAGGAAGUCAUUCGAAUUGAUGAGAUGAAGGUUACGUUUCAUGUGGGCGCGAUGCGUAUACAUCUAAGUGACCUGUUUAACGGCAAUGAGAUAUUAGCCGCUUCCAUUAACAAUUUCCUCAACCAAAAUGCAAAAGAGGUUAUUGCUGAACUGCGCCCUGAUUUAGAGUUGGGUUUGGCCGAUAUUUUCCAUGGUUUAUGGAAUAAUGUGUUCUCGAAGAUUCCACUAAAAUUAUGGUUGCUGUGAUUAUGUUUUUUCAAUUGCUAUUAUUAUUAUUUUUGUUAUUGUUGUAUUUAUUUGUAAAUUAAUGAGACAUUUGUAUUCUGUAUAUACGCAUAUUAGUUUUAUCAUUUUUAUUGUUUAGAGCUAAAAAUUUAAAAAUUUUUAAAGAAAAUAAAAGUAUCAAAAGUGCUCUUAAAAUUAAUAGUUUAUUAAAUAG